Molecule: messenger RNA, 609 nt
Organism: Recurvomyces mirabilis
Lineage: Eukaryota; Fungi; Ascomycota; Dothideomycetes; Mycosphaerellales; Teratosphaeriaceae
Exons: 2
Coding region: 1-609 (202 amino acids)
Source: RefSeq, a predicted model, not a curated record
AUGGGAAGAUUGAGCCUAUCGUCGUGGAGAGCGACGCAUCUCUGCGUUCCUGGGGUUGUGACUGUGUCUCCUAAACACAGUCCUCAGUCUCCAGACCUAGGGAUCGGGCACACCCAUUCUGAGAAGGCCAGCCAUAGCGAGCACAUAGAGAACGUCGCCGAUAUUUACCUGCAGCCGCCUGCCGGUCUAGUAAAUGAGCGAGUUUCCAGCAAGGGCAUCGUCCAGGAGGACGAUCCGACAGAGCCCUGGUCGUUCCAGCCGAAGCGUCUCCCGGACGAGAGCCUACCUUUCAUACUCGCGACCGUCGUCAAGGAGCGUGAUGGGCAGGAAAAUGAAAGUGGGAGGCAAAGUAGACUCUGGAUCGUCGUAAACGGCGUCGUCCUGGACGUCACGGAAUAUCAGUUCGGGCACCCAGGCGGUCGUGCCAUUAUCUCAGGUUUCGGCGGCCAGGACUGUACGUGGCAGUGGUUCUCGUUUCAUGGUAUGGACAUCUGGCGAUCUGUGGCUGCUGGGCUGCGGGUCGGCAGGACCGAAGGUGUAAUGAAUCCGUUCCGGCGACCUAAAGGUAUCGUCGGCUUGCAAGGCCAUGGAUUUCAGGACUGGGAUUGA